This is a messenger RNA of Letharia columbiana, 522 nucleotides long. RefSeq lists its product as uncharacterized. Bases 1 to 522 code for a protein of 173 amino acids. The record is from RefSeq and is a predicted model, not a curated record. Lineage: Eukaryota; Fungi; Ascomycota; Lecanoromycetes; Lecanorales; Parmeliaceae. The transcript has a single exon.
AUGGAUCAAGUUGGCUUCCUUCGCUUCACAGCGAAUGGUAAAAGCUGCCUUGGCACUAGUGACCUGAACAGCUGUACCGCUGUCGCUAUCGUCUCGAGCAAGGCUGCAAUCCUUGCUCACAUUGCUCCACGCCCGUCGGACAGGAACAAGAGCCAAGCCACCGGAGACGACCACGUAAAAGCCAAGAUGAAGGAAGUGAGAGACUUGCUUGUGGAACAUCAAAGCGACUUCACCAAUCAAGGAUCAGAUGGUGUCUUGGUUUACGCAGUGUACCAAGGGAAGGUUGCACUAGAGGACCAAGUCAAGAUCAUCGGCGCUCAGCUCAAUGCGUGGAAAUUGCCUACCACUCCCGUCCGAUACCAAGUCCUCGAAGCCAAACAAGACCGCGGCCCAGCCAAAGGUACCGUACUAAUCGAUGCUCGGGGUCAGAAACCGGUUGUAUGGGUUGAGGAUACCUUGGCUACUAAAGCAAAGAGCGUUGGGUCAUCAGCAGCAGAAUCAUCAAAGUCGGGCACGCGUUGA